AUGUGUGACUACACUCAGCGCGAAUACUCCUGUGGCCACCUCCGCUGGAUUGCCUCCAAGUGGUGCCGGGAAUACACCGUCACCCACAAGAGAUGCCAGCCCAAUGUUACCCACUUUGAGUACCGGAAGGACGAUAUUUGUGGUGAUUGCAAGUCGAAGAACUAUCCGGCUUGGGAGGAACUCAUCCGCCCCAACAAGCAGGUCACCUACUAA
This is a messenger RNA of Thermochaetoides thermophila DSM 1495, 213 nucleotides long. RefSeq lists its product as uncharacterized. The transcript is spliced from 2 exons. Lineage: Eukaryota; Fungi; Ascomycota; Sordariomycetes; Sordariales; Chaetomiaceae. The record is from RefSeq and is a predicted model, not a curated record. Bases 1 to 213 code for a protein of 70 amino acids.